UCAAUUCAUUUGCUUAUGACUCACCACCUCUUCACUCGCACUCAACUCCCCCAACUCGCGCCUUUCAUUCAUCACCAUCUCAAGAAAACAGUCAUCAUCCCCCAAUUCUUUUCAACAACCCUCCGCCGCACCCACACCCACACCCUACCUCCAAUGGACGCGCAUCCACCAGAUUCCUCCUCCGCCACCCCCGCCGCCGCCGUCGAAGACUUCAUUCACAUCCACGAUCUCAAAAUGGAGAGCUUAUCCGAUAGCAUGGUUCGGAUCGAUGAUCAUUCUUCGGAUUCCGUCGAUGCAGCAGCUUCGUCUGCUCCUCCGGAUGCCGGAGAAGACGCCGUCGCCGCGGUGGAUUCAGAUCGACAGAAAGUUACGCUUCCUGAGGAGUUGUCGAGGAAUGUAAUUGUGUUGUCUUGUGAAUCUUCUGCUGAAGGUGGUGUUUGCGAUGUUUAUUUGGUUGGUACUGCUCAUGUUUCUGAGGAAUCAAGCAAAGAAGUUCAAGCUAUUGUCAGUUUACUGAAACCAGAGGCUGUCUUCCUUGAAUUGUGCUCGAGUCGUGUGCAAGUGCUUACCCUUCAAAAUCUUAAGGUACCUACUAUGAGAGAAAUGAUUGAAUUGUUGAAGAAAAACCGUAACAUGUUUGAAGUACUUUAUGGCUGGUUCCUUGCCAAGAUUGCCAGUAAGCUUGAGGUCUUUCCUGGGUCUGAGUUUCGUGUGGCAUAUGAAGAAGCAAUCAAGUAUGGUGGCAGGGUGAUACUCGGUGACCGCCCUGUACAGAUUACAUUGAAGAGAACAUGGAGUAAGAUGCCACUUUGGUACAAGACAAAAUUGGUGUACUCUUUACUUUUCCAAGCAGUUUUUUUACCCAGCUCUGAUGAUCUUAAUAACAUGCUGAAGGAAAUGGAUGACAGUGACAUGCUGACUCUUGUUAUUCAAGAAAUGAGUAAAGAGUUUCCAACUUUAAUGGAGACCCUUGUCCAUGAACGAGAUCAGUACAUGUCCUCCACGUUAUUAAAAGUGGCAAGUGAGAGCAGAUCAGUUGUGGCUGUUGUUGGAAAGGGGCAUCUACAAGGAAUGAAAAAGAAUUGGAAGCAACCUGUUGUGAUAAAGGAUCUUAUGACAGUUCCAUCUCCCAAACCAGCUAUCUCUGCAAUGAGAGUCUUUACAUCUGUAGGUGUUGGCGUGGCUGGGGUUGCCAUAAUAUCAGGCAUCUAUCUUUCAUGCAAGAAAUGACUUCUUUAGGUAGAGACAUUGUCAUGAUUGUCAUCUUCAGGAACGUUUGGUAUAUGAAUUGAAAUGUAUACAUGUUGAGUCAAGUUAUACCAUCAUCAACAAAGUUGGUGCAUAAGCCAUUUAAUUUAAUUUGUUUUAUUUUUUUUGGAUCAA
Messenger RNA from Medicago truncatula (barrel medic), 1383 nucleotides. Its product is annotated as traB domain-containing protein. Gene Ontology annotation, cellular component: mitochondrial outer membrane. Bases 16 to 1230 code for a protein of 404 amino acids. The transcript is spliced from 9 exons. The record is from RefSeq and is a predicted model, not a curated record. NCBI's taxonomy places the organism in Eukaryota, Viridiplantae, Streptophyta, Magnoliopsida, Fabales, Fabaceae.